Molecule: messenger RNA, 1977 nt
Organism: Ascochyta rabiei
Lineage: Eukaryota; Fungi; Ascomycota; Dothideomycetes; Pleosporales; Didymellaceae
Exons: 3
Coding region: 1-1977 (658 amino acids)
Molecular function (GO): actin binding
Source: RefSeq, a predicted model, not a curated record
AUGCCCUCCAUCCUGUCCGACGAGGACAAGCUGACGGUCAAACGCACCGUGCCCAAGUCGGCCAACAAGAUCCACGCCGUCGCCGUCGCCAAGCUGUACGUUGCCUACCCAGACCGGCACAACUGGACCUACACGGGACUGCAGGGCGCCGCCGUGCUCGCCAAUGACCUGGUCGGCAACACCUUCUGGAUCAAGCUGGUGGACAUAUCCUCUGCCAACCGCGGCGUCAUCUGGGACCAGGAGAUAUACGACACCUUCGCCUACAACCAAGAUCGCGUCUUCUUCCACACCUUCGAGCUCGAAGAAUGUCUCGCUGGCCUCUCGUUUGCCGACGAGAAGGAGGCCAAGACGUUCAAGAAGAAGCUGGACGACCGCGAGAAGAACGCGCACAAGAACACCAAGAACAAGCCGUUCGGCGCGGCAGCAGGAAGCAGCGGGCCUGUCGCCAACGGGAAGAGCCACGGCCAUGGUCUCCUGGGAGGGCUGUUUGGACACAGGCAUUCCUCGAACCCGGCACCGCCGCCGCAGUCCAUCAUACCACCACCAGCCCUGAGUGUUGUGUCGCCCUCACAGAGCAGCCACUCCAACGCAACAAGCGCAAGAAGCUCCGCAAUCGACACUACAGACCCCUCGUGGCAGCCACUGCUGAAGGAACUGCUGGCCAUGGGCAUCACAGAAGACCAGAUCGAGGAAAAUGCAGACUUUAUCAAGCUGUACAUUGAGCAAAAGAAGCAUGACGAGAAAGCUCAAGCUGACAACGAGGCAAGGAGAGCGAGAGCACCGCCACCUCCUCCGCCGAGCGCGCCGCCGACAGCGCGAACCAUCAGUCCUCAAACCACCGGCAACUCGAAGCGAGGACCGCCUCCAGCGCCGCCGCCAGCUCGAAGGACAAAGACCGAACUGCCCAACCCCACCUCAUCCUCGAAUCCUGCGCCCCCAUCGCCUCCACGAGAGCCCUCUCCACCUCCUGGCCCCCCGAAGCCGGUGUUCAGGGCACCUCCUCCGCUCGCAGAUGCUGGCAAGUUUGCCAACCAACCCCCUCCACCACCAAACCGAGUGCGAGCGCAGUCAGGUGCUGCUUCUGGUCCACCUCCGCCUCCACUACCACCAAAGACACCCGUACCUGCCGAGGACCAGCCUGCGGGAGGCAAGUUCGGUGUACCGCCUCCCUUCACAGGCAACCGAGUACCUUCAGGCGCGCCACCUCCACCUCCAAGUCGCGGACCCGUCCCACCUCCGCCUCCUGCGCGAAACACUCCGUCAGCGCCGCCUCCACUGCCGCCGAAGACGCCAGGAACAUCACUUCCACCUCCACCACCAAUGAACAAUGCGCCGCCAGCACCACCUCCUCUACCACCGACAUCGUCUCGGCCUGUGCCGCCCGCCCCGGCUGGCUCGGCUCCUGUACCACCGCCACUACCUCCCACAUCCUCGAUUCCCCCUCCUCCUCCAAUGCCAGGGAGGUCGAUCCCGCCUCCUCCACCCAUGCCCAACAAUGCGGUACCCCCUCCUCCGCCUAUGCCCAACAGUGCAGUACCCCCUCCUCCGCCAAUGCCCAACAGUGCAGUACCCCCUCCUCCACCAAUGCCCAGCAGUGGCGCCCCUCCCCCACCACCCCCAAUGCCACCUGGCUCCGGACCGCCUCCACCUCCGCCAAUGCCAUCAAGGGAUGCUGGUCCACCACCGCCUCCAGCCGGUGGUCCUCCACUGCCAAAGGCAGCUGCAGUUGGGCGCGAUGGCCUGCUUGCAGACAUUCGUGGAGGUGCGAGGUUGAAGAAGGUCUCGGACGCGGAGAAGAAGGAUCGCAGUGGAGCAGCAGUGCCAGGGUCAGAGCCAGCUUCGACGCCUGGGGCUGGUGGAGGUCCCGCAACACCAGGAGCAGAUGCUGGCUUGGCUGGAGCAUUGGCUAGCGCGCUCGCGGCGAGAAAGGCUAAAGUUAGCCACAGUGACGAUGAGUCCGACAAGGACGACUGGUAG